This is a messenger RNA of Betta splendens (Siamese fighting fish), 2930 nucleotides long. RefSeq names its product arylacetamide deacetylase (gene aadac). Gene Ontology annotation, cellular component: membrane. The transcript is spliced from 5 exons. Gene Ontology annotation, molecular function: carboxylic ester hydrolase activity. The record is from RefSeq and is a predicted model, not a curated record. Lineage: Eukaryota; Metazoa; Chordata; Actinopteri; Anabantiformes; Osphronemidae. The coding region runs from base 666 to 1904 and encodes 412 amino acids.
AUCUCAUCUUGCUCUGUCACCAAUAAUAUAAUUAGAUUAGGCUGCCUUGCAACUGUAGCCCUUUAGCUGCCCUGCGCAGUAAUUCGUUUUGGCCACUUACUCUGAUUUAUCGGCGCUCGAGACUACUUUCAGUUUAAAGCGACUUAACUCACCAAUAAUCAGGAAGAACCGAAUCGGGAAAGGUCUUUUCACAGAAAUUACUACAUGGAAUGUAAUAUAAGGUAUAUUUAUCAUAAAAUAAGAUAGGGGUUUAAUUCUUGUUGUGUUAUUUUGUUUUUGUGUAUAUGCUAUUUGCGCGUCGUUUUCCGCCUAAGCUGAGCGCGCGCAGGAGCCACCUGAGGAAUUUGCGGCACGGGCCAAGGUGGGACGGUUCUGCCUCGUGAGCACGCGGCGUGCGCACGCGCCUCUCCAUAUUAUUGACCCCGCAAUUAAUUCUGGAGCACCACGAGACAAGACAUGCAUUACGACACGCGCGGCGAAGACGAGCUCCGGGCACGCACGCACGCCGAUAGCCAUCAAACGAUAACAGACACGUGCCGCCAUAUUUAGCUGGUGUGGAUGCAAAAUUAAUUCCGAGCUUAGGCUUGCGUCGCGCACGGGAAGUUGGUGUAAGUUGUGGAGAGGCAGCCUGUUUUGAUUUGCACGCUGCGGUCGCACGCUGUAAAAUGAGGUUGGGAAGCAUCAUUCUAUUUGCCGCGCUCUGCUCUUUCACCGCUUAUUAUAUUUAUGAGCCCAUUCCCGAGGAGAUAGAGGAGAGAUGGAAACUCAUGCUGACCAACUCUUUCUUCAGAAGUCUCAGCCACCUGGCAGACUUCUGUGAAUCACUGGGGCUGAAAGACUACAUGGGGGUAAUGUACUUCAUUACUCUGGUUGAAAAAGUAGCACCUCUGUCUGACCACCAUGUGCGGGUAACGGAGGAGAAGUUUGAUGGAGUAGACGUGGUGCUGUACCAGCCCAGGCUGCAGCGUGAUGACUCUGAGCCCAGGAGGGCUGUCAUAUACCUGCACGGUGGAGGAUGGUGUCUGGGGAGUUCCCGGAUGAGUCCAUACGAUCUCCUGGCCAGAAAUAUUGUCUCCCAGCUUGAUGCAGUGGUGCUUUCUGUUGAAUAUCGACUGGCCCCUGCUCACCAUUUCCCCGUUCCAUAUGAAGAUGUAUAUCGUGUGGUCAAACACUUCCUCCAGAAGAAGGUACUGACCCAAUACUCUGUAGACCCAGGGCGCAUUGCUGUUUCUGGGGACAGUGCUGGGGGGAACCUGGCAGCUGCAGUCAGCCAGCAGUUGAUUAAAGAGCCUGAACAGCAGAUUCAGUUGAAGGCCCAAGCACUCCUUUACCCUGUGCUCCAAGCUCUGGACCUCAACACUCCGUCCUAUCAGCAGAAUCAGGACAUGCCAAUUCUUCCUCGGACCCUCAUGGUACGUUUCUGGAGUGAGUACUUCACCAGUGACAAGGCCCUUUUCAGAGCCAUGAUGGCCAACACCCACAACAACCACGAGUCCUCCAGUCUGCUGAAGUUUGUAAACUGGAGCACCUUUCUGCCAGAAUCAUUUCAUAGAAAGUACAACUACAGCGCCCCUACUGUGGCACAGGGGGUUGGAGGGGAGACAUUUGGGGUGGAUGGACCGUCUCAGUCCUUUGCUGACCCACGGGCAUCACCCCUACUGGUUCCUGAUGCAGCUUUGCGCUCUCUGCCCAAGGCGUACAUUGUUACAUGCGAGUACGAUGUUCUUCGAGAUGAUGGGAUCAUGUAUGUCACACGGCUCCGCGCUGCUGGCGUUGAGGUGACGCAUGAACACUAUCGUACAGGAUUUCAUGGAGCGAUGAUGUUCACCAUGUGGCCAACUGACUUUCUGAUAGCACGUCGGAUGACAGACAACUAUAUCAAAUGGCUCAUGGAAAACUUGUGAAAACUGCUGAGCAUCCCUAUCCAUUCCACGCAAUCCGUCAGUGUUUCUCUAGAUACAAAUUUGUCAUGUUUGGUUUUCAAAAACUUGGUUUGUUUUUUCCUGCUCAUGCUAUUUUUUUGUACAUAUAUACAGUAGAUUAAAUUUACAUCUUGUGUUUGUCCACAUUCCGCAGACGUUACAUACAAGUAGACAACAGGAUUUUAAAAAGAACAGUGCAGUGGUUCUUAACUUGUGACAACCUCCCCCAAGUACAUUACUGUAAUAGUUUUGAAUAGAUAUGAUGGUAAUAUAACAUUUGUGUGUUGUAAAUGACUAAUAGUAGUAAUAUGUCUAUCUGGUUAUGUGUAUAUUGUAUAUCAAUAUAAAACAAUGACAUUCAAUGAAUUCAGUGAGCUAAAGCUUAAAGAAUGGUUUUCACAUCAAAACAACAGGUAAUAGUCUCUGCAUAUUUUUCACACCAUGGAUCCACACUGUGAUUUAGCUCAGCUGAUUAUGUUAUAGCAAUAUGGCAGUGAGGGUUUUGUUUUGUAGCACGAGAAAAAAACACUUAUUUUACGUUUGGUUAAAAUGAGUUUGUAUUUUAUUAAUUGCUUUAAUGAUUAUACAAAAUGAUAAAUGUGUCUUUACACAGUAUAUGUUAACAUCAAGAUUUGAAAUUAGACCCCUAUAUGUGAAGAAUACAAGCAUAGGCUGCUAUUAGAGGAAACUCUACAUCAAGACCAAAAUGUGGUUUUACAGUAUAAUGUAAUUUGCAACACUGUGUAGACAAGAACUACAGUAGAAUGUACAGUAUGUGUCUCUUCUUUCUUACUGAACAUCAUUUAUUGUUCCUGAACAUCUGUUCUGAAUGCAUUCAGUGGGAGUUUUUUUCGUUUGUUUUUUUUUUCAUUUUUUUCUUAAAUGUACUUUUAUUUGUUAUUGUUUGUUGAAUGUAUAAAGUAGUUUUUAAUUUUGCAACAACUGCUUAUUCCCCAUUGGAGAGUUUAAUUUUGAUGUUAUCUGGCAAUAAACUCACUUUACCUUUCA